GACAGCUGGGUCGCCAUUUGCAAAUUGAAGUGAUUUCUUCUUUCUUCACCUUCCAUACCCUUAUUCCCUUUGUUUCUUAAAAAUGUUUCCAGGUUUCCAUUUCCACCCACUUCCCACUUGCACUUUGGUUAUUUUAUAUUCUAAGGAUUUCCCUUUGUCUUGUGGAUGUCAAAAUAUCAACUGUAUUCAAAACUGAAACACAUAAACAAGUUUAUAAAUAAUAAAAUGGAUGUAAAGCAAGAAUUUAGUAAGGAGUCCUGUAAAUUAGAUGAUGCUCUUGACGCUCUUGUGGAUGGCUUUAAAUGUGAAGUUAAAGACGAAUUCAAUAGAAGUGCAUAUGACACAUAUGAUUAUUUAGACUUAAAGGAAUGCCCUAUUAAAACUGAAAUAGAACAAGAUGAAAAUAAACUGAAUGCAUUUGAAGAAAACCAAAAAACUGAAAAAGGUUUUACUCAGCAGGAGAAUAAAAUGAAAAUAAUGGAAACAUUUUGUGAACAUCCAUCCGAUAAGGAGCACUGUACGAGUCAACACGCUGAAGAAACAACUGUAAAUAAAAAUAUAAAAGUUCAGGCUAGGCAGGGAUGUUACAAAUGUGAAAUUUGUUUCAAACACUUUUCUAGAGCACAUCAUUUAAAAGAACAUUUAAAAAUGCACACUGAUAAAAAACCUCGCAAGUGUGAAAUUUGUAGUAAGCAGUUUACUAAUCUAAGUGAUUUAAAGCGUCAUAUGAGAGUUCACACUGGAGAAAAACCGUACAAGUGUGAAAUUUGUUUCAAGCAGUUUGGUCUAGCGAGUACUUUGAAGGUACAUUUGAGAGCACACACUGGAGAAAAAUCUUAUAAGUGUGAAAUUUGUUUUAAGCGAUUUAGUCAAAAUGGGCAUUUGAAAAGACAUUUGAGUGUGCACACUGGAGAAAAACCCCACAAGUGUAAAAUAUGUUUCAAGCAGUUUAUACAAGCGUUUAGUCUAAAAACACAUUUGAGAACACACACUGGCGAAAAACCCCACAAGUGUGAAAUUUGUCUUAAGCAGUUUAACUGUUCAAGUCAUUUGAAAACACAUUUGCUAGUGCACACUGGAGAAAAGCCUUACAAGUGUGAAAUUUGUUUUAAGCAAUUUAGUCGAAAUGAACAAUUGAAAGUACAUUUGACAGUGCACACUGGAAAAAAUCUUUACGAGUGUGAAAUUUGUUCUAAGCCAUUUACAAAAUCAAAUGAUUUGAGAAAGCAUUGGAGAGUGCACACUGGAGAAAAGCCUUACAAGUGUGAAAUUUGUUUUAAGAAGUUUACUGAAGCAGGUAGUCUAAAAAUACAUUUGAGAGUACACACUGGAGAAAAGCCUUACAAGUGUGAAAUUUGUUUUAAGCAAUUUAAUCGAGGGAGUAUUUUGAAACAACAUUUGAAAGUGCACACUGGAGAAAAGCCUUACAAGUGUGAAAUUUGUUUUAAUCUGUUUAGUCUAGCAAGUAGUUUGAAAAGACAUUUGAGUGUGCAUACAGAGAAAGAUCCCACAAGUGUAAAAUAUUGUGACGCGUGAGUUACUUUGAAUUGACGUUUCCUGAUUAUUAUUUAUGUUCUUUUAGGCACUAAUGUUUAAUUUUAGUUGACUUUACAGAUAAGUGUCAUUGUAUACCGGGUGUAACAAUGAUAGUGUGUUUUUUCCUCAAAGUUUGGAACACCCUGUGGAGUAUUCUAGCCUUAGGCUUUAAGGCUUUUUGCUUUUUAGCAUACGGGUAAUAUGACCCGUAUGUACGCCAAUGGUAAAUAUAAAAUUCCUAAUUGUAUGUCAAAAAAUGGACAAUAACUACCACUUAAAACCUACUAAAUUUUAUUUGCAUAUCUCAACUGGUUUUAGAACAAUAAAUUAAUCGUCAGUUUGUAAGAAAAAAAUUCAACCUCCCGUAUCUCGGAAACGAAGCCCUUGCGGACAUAUGUUUAUAAAGCAAACGGUCAUUAUUUUUUAUGCAGAAUUACCCCUUAAAGUUGGUCGCACUUAUUUAGAAACACCCUUAUUGAUGAAGAACGUUGCUAGUCGUUAAAGUACCUAACUUUUAUUAUCCAACAUAAGCGAAUUAAUCAAAAAUCAGAAUGUUAAGAAAGCCCAAGGCUACAUUUGAGUUUUAAUUUCAACAUUUUAUAUACUCUAGAAUAUUCCACAGGGUGUUCCAAACUUUAAGGAAAAAACGCACUAUCAUUUUUACACCCGGUAUACAAUGACACUUAUCUGUUUAGCAACAAUAUUAUUACAUCGAUAUUCUUGAAGAAUAAAACUAUAACAUAUUUAAAAAAUCACUAAAAUCGGACAAGUUUAGGAAAUACGAGACAUCAAAUAUGUCCCAUUUUUAAAGUGAUGCGUUAAUUUUGAUUCUUAGUGUACAUUAAUUGUUCCACUAACUAAAAUAUAAUUUAUUUUUAAUAUUACAAA
Diabrotica virgifera virgifera (western corn rootworm) is the source of this 2424-nucleotide messenger RNA. RefSeq names its product zinc finger protein 664-like. Lineage: Eukaryota; Metazoa; Arthropoda; Insecta; Coleoptera; Chrysomelidae. The record is from RefSeq and is a predicted model, not a curated record. The coding region runs from base 166 to 1536 and encodes 456 amino acids. The transcript is spliced from 2 exons.